Messenger RNA from Neogale vison (American mink), 795 nucleotides. It is a transcript of the gene CDKN3, whose product is annotated as cyclin dependent kinase inhibitor 3. The transcript is spliced from 8 exons. Gene Ontology annotation, biological process: protein dephosphorylation. Bases 36 to 674 code for a protein of 212 amino acids. NCBI's taxonomy places the organism in Eukaryota, Metazoa, Chordata, Mammalia, Carnivora, Mustelidae. The record is from RefSeq and is a predicted model, not a curated record. Gene Ontology annotation, cellular component: nucleus. Gene Ontology annotation, molecular function: protein tyrosine phosphatase activity.
AGGCGGCAGCAGGUCAGGACGCGGGGCUGCCAGCGAUGAAGCCGCCUAGUUCAUUGCAAACAAGUGAGUUUGACUCAUCAGAUGAAGAGCCUAUUGAAGAUGAACAGACUCCAAUUCAGAUAUCAUGGCUACCCCUGUCAAGAGUGAAUUGUUCUCAGUUUCUUGGUUUAUGUGCUCUUCCAGGUUGUAAAUUUAAAAAUGUUAGAAGAAAUAUCCAAAAAGACACAGAAGAACUAAAGAGCUAUGGUAUACAAGACAUAUUUGUUUUCUGCACCAGAGGAGAACUGUCAAAAUACAGAGUCCCAAACCUUUUGGACCUCUACCAUCAGUAUGGAUUUAUCACUCAUCAUCAUCCAAUUCCAGAUGGAGGGACUCCUGACAUAGCCAGCUGCUGUGAAAUAAUGGAGGAGCUUGCAAUCUGCCUUAAAAAUAACCGAAAAACCUUAAUACACUGUUAUGGAGGACUUGGGAGAUCUUGUCUUGUGGCCGCUUGUCUCCUCCUCUACCUGUCUGACACAGUUUCACCACAGCAAGCCAUCGACAGCCUGAGAGACCUGCGAGGGUCUGGAGCAAUACAGACGAUCAAGCAAUAUAAUUAUCUUCAUGAGUUUCGGGACAAACUAGCUGCACAUCUAUCAUCAAGAGAUUCAUUAUCAAGAUCUGUAUCUAGAUAAAAGAGAAUUUCAAAUAACAUAUAUAUGACCAUGUCUGAAAUUUAAGAGCUUUUUAACAUAAUUUGUACAGAAAUGAAACUUACUAGUGUCACCAGCCCGAAUGUAAAUGUUUAUGUGCAGA